GAACGUCUAUCAUCUCAAGUAUCUCGAAAGCUUGGGCAGAUGCCUGGAAUACGUUUUGGUAGUGAACUGGAGCAGACAGCUCCUUUUAACCUGGACCAAAGAGUACUUCUGUUCCAUCUGCACUAUAGUACAAAGCACUUUCAGAUCAGGCCAAACCUCCAUAUGGCAAGGCAACAGCACUUUCUAGCUGGCAGCCCCUCCAAGGAUCCCACCAGGGUAGCCCUCCAGAACUACAACUCCCAUACAGCAAAGCACAGGGUUGUCCAGUACACUGGGGAAACGCAUGGUCUCAGGGGGCAGUCAUCUCCUUUCCUUGCAUUGUAUCUUCCAAAAUAUGAAAGGGGACACCAAUCAUCUUGACCAGGACACCCAAUCCACUGAUGUUUGCCAUCUGCUAUGAGGACCUCCCAGCCAGAACUGAAGGAACACUGAACGCACGAUGUCCAAAUAUCUGAGGCACUUCACAGCCGUGGGUGAUGACCAUCACAGCCAAGUCAAGCAGCACUAUGACCAGUUUAACGAGCAUAUGCAUGGACUGGAGGUGGAGCCACGGCCUGUGGUUCAGGCGCCAACGCUCCGCGACAGUCUGAAGAAGCUGUUCAGCUCCCACCGUUUUCAGGUGGUGGUCGUCUGCCUGGUGGUCCUGGAUGCCUUGUUUGUGUUGUGUGAACUUCUCAUGGACUUAUCCAUCAUUAAAGCUGAUGAACAUAAGAUUGCCCCUCAGGUUUUCCACUACCUCAGCUUGGCCCUUCUCUCUUUCUUUAUGGUGGAACUUUUUGGCAAGUUGUAUGCAUUCCGGCUGGAGUUCUUUCAUCACAAGUUUGAAGUGUUUGAUGGGAUAGUCGUUAUUGUUUCUUUCAUCCUGGACAUUAUCUACAUCUCACAUGAAGAUGCCUUUGAUGGUGUGGGGCUGCUCAUCUUGUUGAGGCUCUGGAGGGUGGCAAGGAUAAUCAACGGAAUUCUUGUAUCGGUACAGUCACAAGCAAAUCAAAAAAUCGAGAAGCUGAAAGAGGCCAAUGACGAGCUAACGCAGCGGAUCAGCGAACUUGAAAAUGAUAAAAGACAGAAGGAAACUGAAAUCGAGAGAUUGUGCACAGUAUUGCGACAGAAUGGAAUUACAAUACCUUCUCUAUCGGAUGGGGCAGUUUGCUAGUCAAGUCUGAUGACACUACUGAGCUCGUACAGAAGAUAUUGAGCCUCUGAGAUGUAGAAAAUUGAUCUGUAUAAUAAAGGCCGAUUUCCCAGCUCACUUAGAUCGUGUUGUGAGUAUGCUUAAAUUGGGCUGACAAAAUACAUUGCCAUUAUUGUAUUAUUUCAAAUGCAGUGCCAUUAUUGUAUUAUAAAUCAUUCGACCUCAAGCAACCCAAGAUGCAUUAAUUAAUGUGGGCAAACAAGACUGUCGGUGAGUUUUCUCAUCCCAUCAUUCUUCUUAAUGUCACUUUGUAAGUUAAGUAUAUUGCUAAGUGGCAAUGGGGUUAAUGUGAUUGCAAAUGUUAUUUCAGUGACUUAACUUUGUGUUACAAGGUGACUAAUUAAUUAUAUUAAAAGUGUGUGUUUUUAUAUUUGUGACUCAACUGGUCAAGGUGCAUAUAACUGAAGUAUAAUUCCAUUUCUGGAUUUGAUUUUCUAUACUUUAAUAAGGCGGUUGUUUAAAUCUAGCCAUUGAAAAAUCUCCCCCAAUUGUAUAGUUUUUGAAAUCUUGUGCUUCAGCUUUUAUAAACACAUUUUUAUUUUUGUCAGAUGCUUUUUAUGAAAAAAAAAUAUAUACAGUAUAUGUGUCUUCUUUGUAAAACGCAUUAUGUUAAGAAAUAGUCGUGUUGGUCGUUUCUGUAAGUUUUACUUGCUGUACUGAUUUGUGGACGGAGUCAAAUGAUUUAAAUAAUCAUUUAAAUAGUCUCUAUGAAGUAGCUUCUGUGUAUUUUCUCGUGACACGUAAACAUUUUAUACUUUACAAGUUGGUCUGAAAUUAGUUAAAUCCAAAUGUGUGUGUAAAUGGUAAAUUCAUACAGGUACCACAAACCGCACAACUUACGGCAUAUGGAAGGGCGGUGAAACCCCACUGUACAAUACUAUCCCAAUAUGAAUGUCUUUUUACAAUAAUAUUGACUUUUUUUAUGUUUUGACAGAAUGUCACGUUACUUGUGUUGCAUAAUCCACGUUUGAGCUUUCCAAUAGUAUACUUCAAGCGUGCUAAAAUAUAAACUAGCAGAGUGCGCCUGUGCUCCUAGAAACUAUUGAAAUCGUCAGAAAAAAAAUUGAAAUGCAGAGUCGGUGAAUUUGUUUUGCGGAUGUGCUCGCCCCCCCAUUUCUAUCGGCAGCUAAGCGAGUUUUUCUCUCUCCUUGGAAGUUUCAUUUUGCUGAUGUGCUCACCUCACUUGUGCAUUAGUUUCUCUUUACUCUGCGAUUUUGUUUUGCCGACCUGCUGGCUCCCCCUUGUCUAUCAGCAGCUAGGUGGGUUUCUCUCUCCUUGGCGGUUUCACUUAGGCGAUGAAGUCGCUUUCUUUCAGCUUCAUGCUGUAGCGUUGCACUUCUUUCUUCUUCCGACUCGUUAACUUUGGGCCGCCUUGUCGGGUCUUUGAGCUUCAUGUUGUAGCCUCGCAUGUCCGGGCUGGACAGACACACACACACACACACACACACACACACACACUCACACGUGUAGACGUUUAUAUAAGACAUGUAUACUUCAAGAAUUCUUAGCUCCAGAGUCAGAUGUUUUAUUCAAAAAGUCAAUCUCAUUAGACUUCAGUUUGUUUAUGAUGUGUGCUAAUUUUUCCAGAAGUAGCCAUUUAAUAAUAUUUUAGGAAAAACGCAUGCUUUUGGCACAUUUUGAGCACAAAACUGGACAGCUGAUCUGUAGAUUAUGUGACACGAGUAACGUAAGAUUUUUUUUUUUUUCAUUUAACGUUUUUCACUGCAUUUGCUGUUGUACAGAAGUGGUCAGUAUUGGCUUCUAUUAUAAUACAGACUUUUUUUCUCUUCUAAAUGAAAACAUGACAUUAAAAAGUACCUGUGGUAUGCAACAUAUACAAACAAUA
Messenger RNA from Polypterus senegalus (gray bichir), 3038 nucleotides. RefSeq names its product hydrogen voltage-gated channel 1 (gene hvcn1). Gene Ontology annotation, cellular component: plasma membrane. Gene Ontology annotation, biological process: proton transmembrane transport. Lineage: Eukaryota; Metazoa; Chordata; Cladistia; Polypteriformes; Polypteridae. Gene Ontology annotation, molecular function: voltage-gated proton channel activity. The coding region runs from base 440 to 1153 and encodes 237 amino acids. The record is from RefSeq and is a predicted model, not a curated record. The transcript is spliced from 6 exons.